AACCCUAAACUAAACCCCCACAGAGAGAGCUUGUGUAGUGCUUCUCAGACCCGAUCCACCGAAGCCUCCCAUUGUUUUCGCUUCCAUGUGAACCAACCAGCCAAUCCUUCUCUGUAAAACCCAAAACCCUAAUUUUCAAAUUAUGUCCUUCUAUUUCUUGAUUGUCAAUUAUUAACCCCCAAUUGAAUCGCAUUUAAUGACGAUCCGCUCUCGGCUGCGUCGUUCUCGCUUCUUUCCCAGAUCUUCCUUCCCCAUCUCACCACCGACGUUUCCAAAUCUAAACACCACAUUACACCACUGUACUCUUUACAAUUUCACUCCAAGAACCAAAAUAAUAAUAAUAAUAAAAUAAUAAUAAUGAACAUUGUGUUACAUAUGUACAUAUAUUUUUAAUAUAUUUUUCUUUUAAUGGAAGAAAGAUUUGGGAAUAUCGAGAAAUUUUGGUCAAAUAGAUUAAUGGGUUGGUUAUUCACAACUGAGCUGCAAAUGGGUUGUGAAGAACAAGUACAGUCUGUCUGGGUCGCUAGCAUGAAGUGCGCCGCAAACGAGAUCGAUUUCUUGGUACUCGAGUCCACGUUACACUUUCAGAUUAAGAUGAUGUUUUGCUUUCAGUGCUACUUGCUUGUAUAUAAGUCUUGGUGUUCUUACUUCAACAAAUCAUCGUCGGCAUACAUCUUCGCUUGCUUCUCUGUCUCCUCUACCAAUUGGGGAGAUAGAUUCAUUCUUUUCGUUAUUGGGUUUUCAAACUUGUUCUUGGAGGAAUGUAUUCUAAUAAAAUGACACGCUCCAUUUUUCUGCAAAUUUUUCUCGGAAUAUUUGCUUGCUUGAGUGUUUCAUGGGUGAAGGCUGAAGACCCAUAUAGAUAUUUUACAUUGGAGGUUACAUAUGGAACAAUUUCUCCUCUCGGUGUCAACCAACGGGGCAUCCUUAUCAAUGGGCAGUUUCCUGGACCCACACUUGACUGCAUCACUAACGACAAUGUAAUUGUUGAUGUCAUUAAUAAUCUGGAUGAGCCUUUCCUCAUUACAUGGAAUGGAAUUAAACAGAGGAAGUCCUCAUGGCAAGAUGGAGUGCUUGGAACGAAUUGCCCAAUCCCUCCAAACACAAACUGGACAUACAAGAUGCAAAUGAAGGAUCAGAUAGGGACCUUCUCCUAUUUUCCUUCGACUUUGAUGCAUAGAGCUGCUGGUGGUUUUGGGGGGCUCAAUGUCGCAUCAAGGUCAAUUAUACCCGUACCUUAUGACAAACCUGCUGACGAAUUCACAGUAGUUGUCAAUGAUUGGUGGAAGUCUGAUCACAAGAUAUUACAGCAAACACUGGACUCAGGGAAUCCUUUUCCUUUCCCUGAUGCUAUCCUUAUAAAUGGACUUCCUAAAUCUGCUUCUUUCAUCGGUGAAAAAGGGCAAUCCUAUCUGUUUAGGGUGUCGAAUGUGGGUUUAACAACUUCAAUCAACUUCAGGAUUCAGGGCCAUACAUUAACACUGGUUGAGGUUGAAGGAGCUCAUACUCAGCAGGUAGUAUAUUAUGAAUCACUUGAUAUUCAUGUUGGCCAAGCUGUGGCUGUUUUGGUGACCUUAAACGGGUCACCAAAGGACUACUUCAUUGUUGCUUCAUCUCGUUUUACAAAGCCUAUUCUUACUGCUACUGCAAUUCUUCACUAUGCUGGUUCUAACAGCCCAGCCACCGAACCACUGCCCAUUGGUCCUACUUAUCAGCUUCACUGGUCCAUGAAGCAAGCACGGACAAUCAGAUGGAAUUUGACGGCAAAUGCAGCCAGGCCCAAUCCUCAAGGGUCAUUUCAUUAUGGUACAAUACCAGUAGUUCGGACAAUUAUACUUGCAAACUCAGCGACAAAGAUAAAUGGCAAACUUCGCUAUGCUGUUAACAAUGUCUCCUAUGUUAACCCAAGCACCCCUCUGAAGCUUGCUGACUAUCUUAACAUCCCUGGAGUCUUCAGUUUGACCACAAUCAAGGACACUCCUCCUACAGGCCCUGCAGUACUUGGCACCUCUGUCAUUGGCACUACUCUUCACGACUUUGUGGAAGUAGUCUUUCAAAAUAAUGAGAAAACUGUCCAAGCUUGGCAUCUUGAUGGCUAUGAUUUCUGGACAGUCGGAUUUGGGAAUGGUCAGUGGAUACCUGAUAUGAGAAAACGCUACAAUCUAGCUGAUGCAACCAGCAGAUACACUGUCCAGGUCUAUCCAAAUGGUUGGAGUGUGAUCUUGGUGUCGUUGGACAACAAGGGCAUGUGGAAUUUGAGGUCUGCAAUCUGGCCGAGGCAGUAUUUGGGUCAGCAAUUGUACGUUAGAGUGUGGAACAGCGUAACCAGCGCGUAUACGGAGUAUAACAUCCCUCAAAAUGCUUUGUUUUGUGGCUUGGCACACCCUUAGUAGUAGGAUAUUAUUCAUCAUUGAUGCAUGUAACCUUUUCCUUCUAUAAUUUUUUUUUCUUUCUUUUUUUUUUUAUUUUAAAUUUUCGCUAUUGUAAUUCAGUCACAAGAGAGUGACUGUCAACCAAGAAAAAAAGAAAACAGAAGAGGUAAUUGGGGAGUGACAAAGGUUUUACAAUUGUCAUUGUGUUUAGAUUUCUCCCUAGUCAUAAUCUUAAUAAAAAAGUUCAAUCUUAUUCUGAA
Camellia sinensis is the source of this 2632-nucleotide messenger RNA. Its product is annotated as L-ascorbate oxidase homolog. NCBI's taxonomy places the organism in Eukaryota, Viridiplantae, Streptophyta, Magnoliopsida, Ericales, Theaceae. Gene Ontology annotation, molecular function: oxidoreductase activity; copper ion binding. The record is from RefSeq and is a predicted model, not a curated record.